AUGUCUAGCCAUCACGACGGAUACUACGACACCAUCGGCUCCUCGCGAUCACCAACCGGCCAGCACCAACAACAGCAACAUCAGAGUCUCCAUCGAGCCUCUUCAAGGCAUUUUGAAACAUUUGCUUCACAGAGUGGCCUUUACACUGCCGAAGACCACGCCGCAAGGUUCGACUCUCGUUAUGGCGAUUCUUCUCGUUUAGGUGCGGUCACUGGGUACGGGUACGAUUCAGGGGCGCAGACUUGGAAUGCAAGUAGUUUUGGAGGUGGUGGUGCAUUGGCUGCUAUGGGUGGCGCUACUGGCAGGAUCAAGACCCCAUCAAGGCAACGUAGUGCUUUACCAGCGAUGUGGACUGAUACCGCGCCCGUAUCUUUGCCCACGGUUUCGCCACUUGCCGGUAUGGGGAAUAUUCCGUUGGGCCCGUCCCCUAUGAGAACUGAGACUGUUGGAUCGGAUCCCGACGAGGAGUUGAUACCUACAGCGAUCGUAAUCAAAAAUAUCCCAUUUGCUGUCAAGAAGGAACAACUGGUGCAAUUGAUGACAGAGCUUAACUUGCCACUUCCGUAUGCAUUCAACUAUCACUUCGACAAUGGUGUUUUUAGGGGCCUUGCGUUCGCAAAUUUUACAACCGCCGAAGAAACAGCAGCUGUAAUUGAUAUCUUGAAUCAUUUCGAUCUUCAGGGCCGGAAGCUUAGAGUAGAAUACAAAAAGAUGUUGCCCUUGGUUGAAAGGGAGCGAAUUGAAAGGGAGAAGAGAGAAAGGAGAGGACAGUUGGAGGAACAGCAUCGGCCUGUGCAGAUGCAGCAGCAACAGCCUAUCAUCCCUCUAUCUACUUCACCUUCUCCCAGCGCUUCUCGGACACUUCCAGACGUAGACUUGAACGAUCCACAGACUCUGCAGUUCUACUCACAGCUCCUGCUGUUCCGCGACGAUCUUUCCCGAGAGGCUCUUAUUUUUCCGUCGACGCUUUCUCCGCAGCAACGUCGCAUCGUGCACACCCUUGCACAUCACAUGGCCUUGGCACACGUUUCUCGUGGUACUGGUGAACAGCGCCAAGUGCAUGUUUUCCGUGCCCCAAUUUCAGGGACCCCAAGCAUAAGCCCACCGUCGAUUCCCACGACCGUUCAUCCUGUGGAAUCGCAUCAGCGACGAGUGCUGACUAGGGCGACUACUAUGGAUUUCAGUGAUGCUCGCUCAGAAGGAGCGGGAAUGUAUUCAACAAUAGGUCGUCACGGAAAUUCUCUAUUGGACAUUCCAUCUUCGCCUUCUGGCAGAGGAGAUAUGCAUAGCCGACAGAAUCUUCGUGCCGCAAAAUCGUUUGCUGACUUGCGAUCCUAUACUCCGUCGCCUGUGCCUUCUUCUGCUAGCUUUCCUGCCGCUCUCGGAGGCAAUAUUUCUCGGUACACGGACUAUGGUGCCAGCGUUACUUCUACUACUCCGAGUUUGACGCCAACUGCGACAGGAACUACCGUGUCUGCUUCUAAUGCUAGUGAGUCGUUACUUGUGAAUGGACUUGCUGGAGUGUCGCUUACGUCCUCCUUGGGUGGUAAUCUCGGUGUCGGUGGAGCGAGCCUUCGAGACCCACUGGAUCCUAGGGGUGUUUUGAAUUUUGAUAGAGAACGACAAAACGGAAGGGACGGCAAUCACGAUGUUUCAACGCCUGUUAGUGCUGGUAGUAGUAAUGGAGGUGUGUCAACAAGGGGAUAUGGAGGUAUGUCGCCGUACAGCGAUGAACCGACGUCAGCAUCUUCGAUGAGAAGCGAGAGGGAGAGAGGCCAGGUAGUGCCUUCUAGACAACCAAGAGGACCGGAUCCGGAUAGAAAUGCGGGGUUUGCGUCCAGGAGGCAGCAUCGUGGGGGUUCUGGGGAGUUGGAUGUCCAGUCAGGUGUUGAGAUCGUGGUUGAAUAG
Morchella importuna is the source of this 1908-nucleotide messenger RNA. RefSeq lists its product as uncharacterized. The coding region runs from base 1 to 1908 and encodes 635 amino acids. The record is from RefSeq and is a predicted model, not a curated record. Gene Ontology annotation, cellular component: cytoplasm; nucleus. NCBI's taxonomy places the organism in Eukaryota, Fungi, Ascomycota, Pezizomycetes, Pezizales, Morchellaceae. The transcript is spliced from 3 exons. Gene Ontology annotation, molecular function: mRNA binding.